Messenger RNA from Dendronephthya gigantea, 1916 nucleotides. Its product is annotated as E3 ubiquitin-protein ligase RNF14-like. NCBI's taxonomy places the organism in Eukaryota, Metazoa, Cnidaria, Anthozoa, Malacalcyonacea, Nephtheidae. Gene Ontology annotation, cellular component: cytoplasm; ubiquitin ligase complex. The coding region runs from base 92 to 1798 and encodes 568 amino acids. Gene Ontology annotation, molecular function: zinc ion binding; ubiquitin protein ligase activity; ubiquitin conjugating enzyme binding. The record is from RefSeq and is a predicted model, not a curated record. The transcript is spliced from 2 exons. Gene Ontology annotation, biological process: protein polyubiquitination; positive regulation of proteasomal ubiquitin-dependent protein catabolic process; ubiquitin-dependent protein catabolic process.
GUUUAUAUAGUAUGUACUUUUUGACAGUUCUCUGGCAAGUUUUACCAUUGCAGAACAGAACUAAUUUUGAAGAGAAGUACGGCUACAAAAUAUGGCAGAGUGUAUGUCAGGCCUGUCAGGCGAACAAGACGAUGAGAUUUUGGCUUUGUCAUCAAUAUUUGGAGAUGACUUUUGUCAAAGGAAAUACGCCGGUUGCAGCACAAUUUAUCAAAUUCGAGUGAAGAUCAACUUAGUGGGGAAAAAAAUCCACAUAAACGCUUGGUUGCCGUCGAACGAAAACGAGGAUAUUCCAAACGAUGAGCAAGAGAAUGAAACAGACAAACCAACAUCGCCUGUCAAAAGAAUUCACUUUAAGCGCUCUGAAUCAAAGCAGCACACAUGUCUGACAUUGUCAGUCUCCCACCUAACCCCACUGACACUGGAGUUUUCAUUUCCUCACAAUUACCCCACGGAGUCAAAACCAAAGUUCACUUUAUCGUGCAUGUGGCUUGAUGCUUACCAACUCACACUGCUUUGCGAGAAAUUAGAUGAACUUUGGGAAACAAGCUUCAAAGGUGAACCUGUGAUAUAUCCUUGGGUGGAUUGGCUGCAGAAUUCCUUACUUGAAUAUCUUGAGGCGGAUGAGAGCCUGUCCUUAAAACCAUACGAUUCAGACCUUGGUGUCCCUCGCGACCCUCGUGGGUUGCCAGAAUUCCUAGACCCAAAAUUGUGUGCUUUAAAAAUACUGGAAAAUGACUUUAGCAUGAUCCAACAAGAGUUUCGAAAAGAGACCCACACCUGUGAGAUUUGUUUUGAAGAACGUGAAGGGAUUUUUUUUCACUUUCUCGAAGACUGUGGCCAUAAUUUUUGUGUUGAAUGCUUGCUCGAUUAUUGCCAAAUGAAUGUUAAUGAAGGAACAGUAAAAAGGUUGAAGUGCCCCCAACCCAAAUGCCCUGCAACCAUCUCACCAAUGAUCCUUCGAGAGUUGCUGAGUGAUGAAGAUUUUCAACGAUGGGAACGACUGCUCUUCCAGCAAACGUUAGAUGGUAUGAUAGAUGUUUUGUAUUGUCCGCGGUGUAACACCGUGGUACUGCAAGAUGAGGAUGCAGCAUCACGGUUAGCCCAAUGUGGUGGGUGCUUUUUCACAUUUUGUACGGAUUGCCUAAUGACUUGGCAUGGCAUGGAAAGCUGUGGAGGGGAGGAAGUCGAACCAAAAUCGGCCCAGAAACCAGCCAAGCGAAGGAAACCGAAAAAGAAUGGCAAGAAUGGUGAGGAAACCCAUGAAGAUGAAACACCUCUGAGGAAUGACACGGGAAAGAAAAAAAGUGAUGCGAAGAAAACUUUUGAAUUUGUUAUGUUACAAAAACGACUUGGAAAUUAUCAACGUUGUCCACAUUGCAAGGUGAUGGUUGAGCGAUCAUAUGGUUGUGACAUGAUGCAUUGCUCUCGCUGUUCUCAAAGGUUUUGUUUCCGAUGCGGGUGGAAAAUUAAAGGAUAUGACCACUUUCAACACUGUAGUGCAGCAAUUGACGCAAAUGAUAUUGCUGAAAGAGGCAGGGCUAUGUUAGCAAACCGUCCGGUACCUUUUGAGGCCCAGCGACUUAACGAGCUAAUGAGACAACCUAACAACAGACACCAAUUAAAACUCCAAUUCUGUCCACGAUGCCGACAGAGGAACAUGAAAGAAGCCAGGAAUAAUCAUAUAAAAUGUUGGUCUUGCAAAGCAGAUUUCUGCUAUGUUUGUAGUAAAUAUACUGGGACACCUGUGUCUUCUCACUUCAGCUUGUCGGGAAGAUGUCAGCAACACUCUGAUGAUUGAUCUGUAGUGAGUACUUGUAAUUUUUUUCACACAAUCCAAAUAGUUAUAAAAUUAAUAUAUAUUACAAAUAAGUAUCACAAUAGUUCAUGCACAAUAUAGCAAAGCUAUGAUUGCUACA